Messenger RNA from Salvelinus sp. IW2-2015, 366 nucleotides. Its product is annotated as cytokine-like protein 1. NCBI's taxonomy places the organism in Eukaryota, Metazoa, Chordata, Actinopteri, Salmoniformes, Salmonidae. The record is from RefSeq and is a predicted model, not a curated record. Gene Ontology annotation, biological process: positive regulation of transcription by RNA polymerase II.
CAGGCAUGUCACUCCAGAAGUCAGGAGGUAGAACCACAUAACAUUAACAAAGACUUCGAGACGUUGCAUGGCGCACAUCCCACAUCUCUACCUAGAUGUACAUAACGCUUGCAUCAUGCCGAAGAUGAGGCAGUACGUCUUUCUGGUGGACGGCUUGCGUGAACUGCGCUGUGCUUACACCAGGAAAGUGCGGGUGGUGGGUCUCGCRGUCAGGCAACUGCACAUGAUCAUGUCCCAGAGGUGUCACGGGGAGCUGGUGUUCACCACUGAUGACUGUACAGCCUUGGACCGCCCGCCGAUGAGCUGGAGCCGGAAAUGACAAUGCCACUGUUUGAUGGGAGGGAGAGAGAGAGAGAGAGGGAGAGA